Molecule: messenger RNA, 1682 nt
Organism: Pteropus alecto (black flying fox)
Lineage: Eukaryota; Metazoa; Chordata; Mammalia; Chiroptera; Pteropodidae
Product: nmrA-like family domain-containing protein 1
Exons: 6
Source: RefSeq, a predicted model, not a curated record
GAACAAUAAAACUGUCAAAGGAGGGGCAAACUAAGAUACGUGGUAAUCAAAUGUGGCUUAUUAUUCUCAAGGCAGAAAAGAAGCAGAUUCGGCUGUCUUCACUGCUCUGAGGAAAGUGCAGCUACUCGCCUAACUCUUUCUUUGUCCAGUAACAUGACCAGCAAGAAAGUGAUUGCAGUGUUUGGAGCUACAGGAGCUCAGGGUGGCUCUGUGGCCAAGGCCAUUUUGGAGGGCAAAAAGUUCGCCGUGAGAGCACUAACCAGGGAUGUGACUCAACCAAAUGCACUGGCGCUCCAGGACCUUGGUGCUGAGGUGGUGAAAGGGGACCUGGAUGAUGAAGCAUCGGUAGAGGCCGCCUUAAAAGGUGCCUAUGGGGCCUUCUUGGUGACCAGCAUCUGGAACAGUAAUAGAGAAAAGAAAGAAGUGUAUCAGGGUUAAACUAUUUCAGGAAUGUCUGUUAAGUUAAUUAUACCACUUGUAGUGUUCAGUGGCCUGGAGAAUGUCAAGCGCCUGACCAACGGGAAGUUGAAAGUUGGGCACUUUGAUGAAAAGGGAGAAGUGGAGGAGUAUUUCUGGUCCAUUGGUGUCCCCAUGACCAGCAUCCGCGUGGCAGCUUACUUUGAGAACUUUUUCACCAUAUGGAAGCCCAUGAAAGCCUCUGAUGGAGAUUACUACACCUUGGGACUGCCUAUGGGGGACAUACCAAUGCAUGGCAUCUCCGUUGCUGAUAUUGGAGCAGUGGUCUCUAGCAUUUUCAAUUCUCCAGCGGAGUUUUUAGGCAAGGCCGUGGGUCUCAGUGCAGAAGCACUAACAAUACAGCAAUAUGCUGAUGUUUUGUCCAAGAUUUUGGGGAAAGAAGUCCGAGAUGCAAAGAUCACCCCAGAAGCGUACGAAAAGCUGGGAUUUCCUAAAGCAGAGGAAUUGGCUAACAUGUUUCGUUUCUAUCAAAUGAAACCAGACCGCGAUGUCAAGCUCACCCACCAACUAAACCCCAAAGUCAAAAGCUUCAGCCAGUUUAUCUCAGAAAACCAGGGAGCUUUUAAGAGCAUUUAAUCUGUUCAAACAGGUCACUGAACACACAACUUCCUUCCUCCCUGAUUCUGAUCCUCUUUAUAGUACAACAUCUACAUUUGAGAACAGAUGUGUGAGAGUAUGAUUGUUCGCAACAUCAAAGGCUUCCCCAAAGUUCUCUCUUGAGUAAGAAACACUGAAGUGAUGAUUUGACACAGUAAUUUGACUCGCAUAUAACUCUCCAGCUGGUGAUUAGGACGGUACACCUGUUUGGUUAAGUAAGAAGCCCUAAACCUAUCAUCUUUCGUAGCUCUCUCUCCCUAACAGCCAACUAACCUCACAAGGCUCUGGCCUGAGGAAGUUGGAUCUUCUUCCCUAACAUGAAUAGAACUGGCCUUGAUUUUCUCCUGCCUCAGUGAUCUUGAGCCCUGGCUCUGAAACUCCCGUAGCCAGCUCCAGUUUUGUUUUGUUUUUCUUUUCAAGGGCAUUGUCAUGUUCUCAGGGAACUUUUAAGUGAUUUUAAUUUCUUAAAAAUCUUUAUAGAGGACUUUCUGGGGAAUAUGGUGUUCAAUGAAUAAGCACAAGUGUUGGAAAUUCCUCAAUUCUAUUUUGCUUCAAGGUUGGAAGUUUAUUCUCUGAAUUAUUCAAUAAAUCAUCUAAACUCUGGGAAA